GUGUAUCUAUCGUCGUUGGGCAUGUUCGUCUAUAUAUAAGUCAACCCCUCUUCGCUCUUGUACCAAAUCAUUUUACUAUAACGACUACUGAAACCUAAAGUCUGACACAUGGAGGAAAUCAAAGAGGGAGAGAUGAACACAGCUCUGGUGUACCUUAUCAUCAUCAUCAUCAUCAUCAUCAUCUUCUCCUCUCUACUGUUAAUCAAAAAGCUUGUUAAAACACACAGAGGCCAUGCAGUAGCCAAGCUUCCUCCAGGCUCAAUGGGAUGGCCUUAUCUUGGAGAAACCCUUCAACUCUACUCUCAGCACCCAAAUCUCUUCUUUACCACCAAACAUAAAAGGUAUGGGGAGAUUUUCAAGACAAACAUUCUGGGUUACCCUUGUGUGAUGCUGGGUAGUCCAGACGCAGCUCGAUUUGUGUUGGUGACUCAUGCUCACUUGUUCAAGCCAACGUACCCGAAGAGCAAAGAGCGGCUCAUUGGUCCUUCAGCUUUGUUUUUUCACCAGGGACAUUACCAUAUGCGCCUUAGAAAAUUGAUUCAUUCAUCUUUUUCCCUCCACCAUAUCAAAAACUUCGUUCCAACCAUUGAUGCUCUUGCAGUUUCGAUUCUUCAUUCAUGGGAUGCUGCUCCUAUCAUCAACACUUUCCAUGAAAUGAAAAAGUUCUCUUUUGAAGUAGGGAUAGCAGCAAUUUUUGGACAUUUAGAUAUUGGUUACAGAGAAGAGCUGAAGAAAAAUUAUCGUAUAUUGGAUAAAGGUUACAACUGCUUUCCUACAAAUAUUCCAGGAACUCCCUUCAAAAGGGCAUUAAUGGCAAGGAAGAGAUUAAACAAGAUUCUGAGUGAGAUUAUCAAGGAGAGGAAGGAGAAGAGGUUGGUAGAAAAAGAUGUUUUGCGGUGUCUUGUAAACUACAAAGAUGAGAAAGGAGAGGUUUUAAGUGAUGAUCAGAUUGCAGAUAACAUUAUUGGAGUCCUUUUCGCAGCUAAGGACACUACAGCAAGUGUCAUGACAUGGAUUGUCAAGUACCUCCAUGAUAACCCUCAACUUCUAGAAGCUGUUAAGGCCGAGCAGUUGGCGAUUCGAAGAUUCAAUGACGAACAUAAUGAGCCCUUGAGUUGGUCACAAACUAGGAACAUGCCAAUCACUCACAAGGUUGUAUUGGAGACUUUGAGAAUAGCUAGUAUCAUAUCCUUCACUUUCAGAGAAGCAGUGACUGAUGUAGAAUACAAAGGGUACUUAAUUCCAAAAGGGUGGAAGGUGAUGCCUAUAUUCAGAAACAUUCAUCAUAAUCCAGAUUUUUUUCCAGACCCUGAAAAAUUUGACCCCUGGAGAUUUGAGGUCGCACCAAAACCCUAUACAUUCAUGCCAUUUGGGAGUGGAGUUCAUUCUUGUCCAGGAAAUGAACUUGCCAAGCUGGAGAUGCUUAUAAUAACCCAUCACUUGGUUUCCAACUUCAGGUGGAAACUUAUAGGAUCUGAAGGUGGGAUUCAGUAUGGCCCAUUUCCAGUCCCUCUUCAUGGUCUCCCAGCCAGAUUUUGGAAAGAAUCCACAACUCCAAGCUAAAAGGCAGUUUGGGUCGGCGUGAUAGAUGCCGAGCAUCCCCUUAACAAGUUUAAUCUGCCAUUGAUCACUUACCAUUAUUGUUUUUAUUAGCUUUAUCACUGUCAAUUUCUUAAGUGUAGCCCAUCCCCUUCAAAAAGUUGUGGGGGAUGAUCAGAUGCUGCAUUUUCCACCCUUUCUAAUUUUUCUCCUUCAACCCUUCCCUAUCUCACCUUUGCAACCAGAGGUUCUUGUACUAUUUAAAUAUCAUAUGAUUGAAUAUAUAUAUAUAUAUAUAUAUAUAUAUAUAUGGGAGCAACCCAUAAGAUAAACCAACAUGUCUUCUUUUAUGUGUUGUUGCAAAACAUCAAGGGCAAGCAAAAUGAAAUUGAGUAACAUCUCCUUAUGAAUGUGAGUUAUCAA
Carica papaya (papaya) is the source of this 1962-nucleotide messenger RNA. Its product is annotated as abscisic acid 8'-hydroxylase 4-like. Gene Ontology annotation, biological process: sterol metabolic process. Gene Ontology annotation, molecular function: heme binding; (+)-abscisic acid 8'-hydroxylase activity; iron ion binding. NCBI's taxonomy places the organism in Eukaryota, Viridiplantae, Streptophyta, Magnoliopsida, Brassicales, Caricaceae. The record is from RefSeq and is a predicted model, not a curated record.